Messenger RNA from Eptesicus fuscus (big brown bat), 418 nucleotides. RefSeq names its product COP9 signalosome subunit 9 (gene COPS9). The record is from RefSeq and is a predicted model, not a curated record. Gene Ontology annotation, biological process: negative regulation of protein neddylation. The transcript is spliced from 3 exons. NCBI's taxonomy places the organism in Eukaryota, Metazoa, Chordata, Mammalia, Chiroptera, Vespertilionidae. Bases 53 to 226 code for a protein of 57 amino acids.
GCGGUCAGAUGGCCGGAAGUGGGCCCGGGACACCCGGAACGCCUUGGGGGAGAUGAAGCCGGCGGUGGACGAGAUGUUCCCCGAGGGCGCCGGGCCCUACGUGGACCUGGACGAGGCCGGAGGCAGCACCGGGCUUCUGAUGGACUUGGCAGCCAAUGAAAAGGCAGUUCACUCGGACUUCUUUAAUGAUUUUGAAGAUCUCUUUGAUGAUGAUGACAUCCAGUGAGGCGCUGUCCCAUGCUGCGUGUGGUCAAGCCUUUGCUGCGUGAGCGUGUGGUGGAGCCCUCAGGACAGCCCCAGUGGUUCUGCAGAACGGUGGGAACACCUGAAAUGAGGAGAUGGUUAACUGAGAAAGGACGGUUUCAGCCAUCUGGGUGAGGUCAUUCCUCACUUCAAUAAAAAAAAGCAGUCAUCACUA